AUGACCAAUUGGAACACUCUUGAGGAGAAAUUUCUUGAUAGGUUCUUUCCGCACCACAAGUUCAUGGAAGCCAAGACAACGAUUGCGGUAUUUGCCCAAGGUUCAAAUGAAACACUAUGUGAAGCUUGGGAAAGAUACAAGUCCAUGCUAAGGAAGUGCCCUAAUCAUGGCUUUGAUGAACUCACUCAGAUCCACAUCUUCCGCAACGGAUUGCUUCAACAAUCAAAGCUUUUGUUAGAUGCCACAGCUGGUGGUUCACUACUGUCACUUAGUGUUGCAGAUGCAACAGCAAUCAUUGAAAAGAUGGCACUUAGUGAUCGACAAGGUGAAUACAACAGGAAUCCAUCACAAAGAAAGCCAGGAAUUCUUGAACUUGAUACAUCGGAUGAUGUGUUGGCUCAGAACAAGCUUCUUACAAACACUGUGGAAGAACUUUCAAAACAAAUGUCUAAAUUGAUCAGUCUACAGGAAGGGUCAAGUAAAGCUAAGCAAGUUGCAUACUGUAAGUUGUGUACUGGAGAUCAUCCAACUGGUUAUUGUCCUCCUACAAAUGAAGAGGUGAAUUAUAUGGGUAACCAACCAAGACAAGGCAAAAGCAAUAUAAAAGUUACACCAGCCACCUCCUCAACAAAACCAAAACUCCAAUUUGGAGGAGAAUGUGAGCAAGCUCAUGGAGAUGCAACAGCAACUGUGCUAGACAUAGCAUUAUCAUCAUCUUCCGCCUCACUCUGUGUGGCCUCAUCAUCAUCAACAGCAUCAGCUGCAGCUUCAUCAACAACAUCAUCAUCAUCAUCAGCACCAGCAGCUUCAUCCAAGAUGCAAUUGCAGGAGCAGAUGAUGACCCCUCCAGAGUUUCAGACUAAUGCUAAUUGGCCUGGGGACAUGCCACAUUUCACAGAAAAGGGGCGAUUGAACAAAGCCACCAGAAAAGACCAUUUUCCAUUACCGUUUAUGGAUCAAAUGCUAGAAAGAUUGUCAGGUCAAGAGUUUUAUUGCUUCUUGGAUGGUUAUUCGGGGUACAAUCAGAUUAUAGUUAAUCCUGAAGACCAUGAGAAGACAACAUUUACCUGUCCCUUUGGUGUUUUUGCGUAUAGACGGAUGUUUUUCGGAUUGUGUAAUGCUCCAGCAACAUUCCAGCGGUGUAUGCAAGCUAUUUUCUCUGACUUGAUUGAGAAGUACAUCGAAUGUCAUUUCAUGGUGACUGAAGCCAUAGUUCUUGGUCACAAAAUCUCUUCCAAGGGCAUUGAAGUUGAUAAAGCAAAGGUUGAAGUCAUUAUGGAACUUCCACCACCAGUCAAUGUCAAAGGAAUCAGAAGUUUUCUUGGUCAGGCCGGAUUCUACUG
Molecule: messenger RNA, 1343 nt
Organism: Trifolium medium
Lineage: Eukaryota; Viridiplantae; Streptophyta; Magnoliopsida; Fabales; Fabaceae
Source: the annotation of a GenBank genome assembly